Messenger RNA from Penaeus indicus, 3838 nucleotides. Its product is annotated as vascular endothelial growth factor receptor 1-like. The transcript has 25 exons. The record is from RefSeq and is a predicted model, not a curated record. The coding region runs from base 48 to 3737 and encodes 1229 amino acids. Lineage: Eukaryota; Metazoa; Arthropoda; Malacostraca; Decapoda; Penaeidae. Gene Ontology annotation, cellular component: plasma membrane; signaling receptor complex. Gene Ontology annotation, biological process: protein phosphorylation; cell surface receptor protein tyrosine kinase signaling pathway; multicellular organism development. Gene Ontology annotation, molecular function: ATP binding; transmembrane receptor protein tyrosine kinase activity.
GCAAGACACCCCUCUGAACAGGACUUCCCGCCGACGACCCAGACAGGAUGGACGGCGCUCGGAAGGCCUUCCUCGGACUGUGGCUCCUCGCCUGUGUCACUGCAACCACCGCAGCGAGUAAGCCACAAAUCAUGCACGAUACGGACGAAAUUGUCGUGGAGAAAGAUGGUUUGUUGAACCUUACCUGUCGAGGAGACGAGCCAGUUACUUGGUUUGCUGACAGACACAAAAUUCAUUAUGAUACUUACGAGGAGGUCUACGACAACGGACAUUCCAUGCCAUACGUCGCCAUCUUGGUGAUGAGCAACAUGAACUACACGGAGGUGGGUUACUACAUGUGCCUCUUCAACACCUCCGACCGCCCGCAAGCCUUCCCCGACCCGGAGAGCCCCGACGUCGCCUCCAUCUAUGUCUAUGUCAAAGACGAGGAAAACCUCCUGACGCAGGACAGCCACCGCGUGUUCUACGACGCCAAGGUGAACGAGCCAUUCAUCGUGCCGUGCAAACCUACCUUCCCGGGAGUGAAUGUCACCCUCGAGAAGAACCAGGGCGAGUUCAUGCAUGACACGUUCGACGCCAAGGCGGGCUUCACCCUCAGCAACGUGUCGGUGAGUCGGCACAUGGGCGACUACUUCUGCAGGGGCGAGAAAGAUCACACGUCGCAGUCCUCUUACCUGUACAUCUCCGUCUACGCCACAGAGCAGAAGCUGCAGCGUCCCAUGGUGGAGGUAGUGGAGGCGUGGCAGCGGAACGUACUGGCGAACGAGUCGGGCGACUUCUACGACGUGGAGCGAGGCAGCUCGUUCAACCUGACGUGCUUGUUCAAGGCCAGCACGACGCAGCACCACUCGCUGGCGUGGACGAGCCCAGCCACGUCCAACGCGACGGGCAACCAGCUCGUGUACCGGUACCCGCGAGGCGACACUCUGGAGCGCCACUUGGCCGUGCACAACGCCUUGGCGGAGGACUCGGGCGAGUACCGCUGUAUCGCCAGCGUGGGCGCCGUCGAUUCGGACCCCUACAUCGUCUUUAUCAACGUCGUCGAGAGGGACACGAGGUACGUGUCCCUGCGCGCUGACGACCCCGUCAUCGCCAAGAGCCGGAACCCGCUGAUUUGGGUGCUCCGCAUUCGCGCACACCCGAUGCCCGACUUCAUCUGGAGGAAGCGAGACAAGGUGGUCCUGAACACGGCGGCCGGCGCGCUGCCCGAAACAAGCCGCUACGGUAUCGACGUGUCGCUGUUCGACCAGGGCGAGGUGCUGGCCAAGAUCAGCUCGCCCUCGCUCGCCGACGUCGGCAACUACACCCUCGAGGCCAGGGUCAACGGGUCCGACGUGACCGACGCCAUCACGCUCACUUUCGUCAUGGAUGCCAAGCCAGAGAUCGCGUCGUUCCACUCGUUCCCCGCCCGGAGCAUGUGGCGCACCAACGACCGCUUCAAGAUCAGCUGUGAGGCGCACGGCUUCCCGCGGCCGGCCGUGGCGCUGCAGUUCAUGGCCUGCUUCGAAAAGGACGCCUGCGCCAGCGAUAAGUUCGUGCCCGUCCAAGGCGACCAGGCCCAGAACGAGCUGGACGUGGACGCGGUGGCGACGUCCCAGGACGACCUCGACGCCGUCAGGGAAAGGAGGGACUGGGUGGGGCGCGCCUCGACCCCGGGCAUCUACAGAUGUGUGGCCGACAACGUGCACGGCGAAAGCGUGAGCAGCCACUUGCCCUUCUACGUAACCGAGGCGCCCGAGAACGAGACCCUGUCCGUGGAGGCGCUGGUGAACGGCGUCCCGAAAAGCCGCCAGGAGCUGGCCAUCAUCGAGGGCGACAACGUCACCCUUACCUGCUACGGCAACAAGAGGCUGACGAGCGAGAAGCUGCACUGGCUAGUCAACGGGAAGGCCCUAGAGGAGCCCAGUGCCUUCGUCAGGAGGCGGCCCAACAAUAGCUCCCAGUAUUCCUACAUCACGAUGUUCGUCAUCGAAACCGCAACCCUUGAGCGAAACAGCACGGCCGUGGUCUGCGCCGAUCACGCAAAUCCCGACUUCUCUGUGACGAAAGAAAUUUACGUUGAAGCCAUGCAGGCGCCCACGUGGAAGGUCAGCCAGCCGCAGUUGCAGUCUUCCUACUCACUCCACGAGGAGGACAAAUUGACGUUGCAGUGCCAGGCGGACGGCGUGCCCCCCCCUGAGGUCCUGUGGUUCAAGGACGGCAACCGGCUGAGAACGGACGCGUACUGGUUCAUCCGCGACCAAGAGCUAGACUUCAUGUACCUGAAGGCGAGCAACACCGGCGAAUACAAAUGCGUGGUGACGAACCGCGCGGGCACCAUCGAGGCCAAGACCUACGUGACGGUGGCCGACAACAACAUCGUCGACGUCAAGACGAUGAUCAUCAUCGUCUCCAUCUCCAUCGUCGUCGUGGUCGUCAUCAUCAUCUUCUUCUGCGUCAGGAUCUACACGGACAGGAAACGCGCCUACACACUCCGUCUGGAGGACCACAGGAUGUUCGUCGAGGGCGCGCCCGAAAACCUCAACCCGGACAUCGGCCUCGACCAACAGGCGGACCUGCUGCCCUACGACACCAAGUACGAGGUCCAGCGGGACUCCAUCAUCUUCGACAAGGUGCUGGGCUCGGGCGCCUUCGGCCGGGUGUACCGCGCCACAGCCAUCGGCUUGCGCCCCGGCCAGGCCCGCACCACGGUGGCUGUCAAGAUGAUGAAGUCGCGCACCGACUGCGCUCAGCUCAAGGCGCUGCGCUCGGAGGUCAAGAUCAUGAUCCACAUCGGGCGCCACGUGAACAUCGUCAACCUGCUGGGCGCCUGCUCGAAGGACUUCGCCUCCAAAGGUGAGCUCCUGCUCCUCGUGGAGUACUGCAAGCACGGGAACAUCCUGGACUACAUGCGGCGCCACCGCAAGGAGUUCGUCGACCAGAUCAACGAGAAAGACAAGAUCGACCCUUCCAUCACCGACAACAGGAUGCGGCAACGCAGCGGCUCCGGGUCCAGGGUGCGAGGGUCGCGCGGCCUCAAGUACGCCCACCUCAACUUCGGCCCCGACGCCGUCUCCUACAACGUCGGCCACGCCUCGGACGGCAGCCACUCCGGCAGCCACGCCGUCUGGGCCGGCGACCACGAGGCCCCCACCGGCUCCCUCGGGCGCCGCUCCUUCCGCGCCAGGACGCUCUCUGCCUCGUCGGGGCAGCACCAUGUGGCGUCGGACAUGAGCACGCUUACCUACGAGAGUAGCAACGGGGCGUGCGAGGACUACGUGCCGUCCAACGGGCUGGGGGCCCCGGAGGUGGACUUCUGCUCGAAGACCCUUCUGCAGUGGGCCUACCAGAUCGCCAAGGGGAUGGAGUACCUCGCCUUCAAGAAGGUGCUGCACGGCGACCUGGCCGCCAGGAACAUCCUCCUGGCCGAGGACAACAUCGUCAAGAUCAGCGACUUCGGUUUGGCCAAAGACAUCUACAAGGAUGAUAAUUACCGCAAAAAGAGCAACGGUCCGGUGCCCGUGAAGUGGCUGGCCCUGGAGUGCUUGCGCGACGGCGUGUUCUCGACGCAGAGCGACAUCUGGUCCUACGGCGUGGUCCUCUGGGAGAUCUUCAGCCUGGGCCAGAAUCCUUAUUCAGGCGUCGAGUUCGACGAGAAGUUCAUCACCAAGCUGGAGAAGGGCGUCCGGCUCGAGCAGCCCAGGUUCUCCACGCACGAAUUGUGCGUAUGCAGGAGAUUCGUUUUUCCAGGAUUAUAAUUAAUGUGCUGGGUGAUUAAGGCUACGUCUAGUAAUCAGCGCCCAUAUAUUCCUUUUAAAUAUAUGAAAUGUACACUUAAAGUAUUUAAGGUAUUUAAAGA